Messenger RNA from Penicilliopsis zonata CBS 506.65, 1144 nucleotides. RefSeq lists its product as hypothetical. The record is from RefSeq and is a predicted model, not a curated record. NCBI's taxonomy places the organism in Eukaryota, Fungi, Ascomycota, Eurotiomycetes, Eurotiales, Aspergillaceae. The transcript is spliced from 2 exons. The coding region runs from base 274 to 1110 and encodes 278 amino acids.
UCGCCGAGUACUGUAUGUUUAUCCCCAGGUGAGUGCUCGCUUAAAUAGUCCAAAGAUAAUUAUGUCUAGUAGUAUAGUAUCAUACUCCAUUCUCCAUCGACUAUUAUUUCUACUGGGCAUUGCUUGUUCUCGGCAAAACUAACCUCAAUAACCACAAUAGUAGGGAUACACAUCACGCAACUCCUUUUGUAUCCCUCUGCCUAAAGAUUCCUACUCUUCUUCAACAACAAUUCUAACCUCAAACUCAAGUCACUAGCAAAUCACUUGCAAAAAAUGAUGAAACCCUCCCUUUCGCCGUGGCUAACUGCUGCCCUGCUGCCUGCCCUGGCAGAAGCCUUCAAUCUCGCCCAGCCAGGCCUCUCUCUAAGCACCAUCACCGCUACCUCCGUCAACACCGUCACCUCGACCUCGAGCUCGACCAUCCCGAUCAUCACCACCGUCAACAAUUGCGAGGUUGGCACCGCCCAGCCCACCGACAGCACAUGUGUGGAUACCAUCUGGUCGACAGACGGCACCUAUCUUUCGCAAUCCUGCGAAUACGCCUACGUAUAUCAAGGCUCCCUGAUUCGAUAUACCUCCGGGGUGGUCUACAGCGCGUGUGUCGACGACUGCUUAUAUGGGGGCUCGUUGGAUCUGGAGCGGGCUGGGUAUACAUACGACCAGGCCAUGGUUUAUUAUACCACCAACCCGUGCGUGGAUACGUCUACCGUCUCCUUCUCCACGGAGACUUUUGUCGAUACCGUCACCGUCACUUAUACCACUGUCUAUGUCGAGACCCUCACCCCUUCUUAUACGCCUGUUUCGAGUACACCUGUUGCAUCUUCGGCAGCAGCUUCUGCUUCUAGCUCAUCAUCAAUCUCAGCAUCUAGCUCAGUAUCAAUCUCAGCAACUAGCUCCGCAGCAUCUUCAAGUGCUGUGACAUCUUCUAGCUCAGCAUCAAGCUCAGCAUCUAGCUCAGCUUCAAUCAGCCAGCUCCCCCAUUCGUCCUCCCUCACAAGCAGUGCUUCCAGCACCGCCAAUCAUACCCUUACAGACUCGGUGGUUAUCUACAGUAUAACCUCGACUGUCUUCACUACCGACAUCUCCACUGUCUAUGGCUGCGCAGCUUAGUUUCCAUAUAUCCAUUGUAUAUUAAUAGAAUGAG